CACGUUAACAGCACCGCCGUGUCAGUCUCAGUUCUACCAGACGAUCGUACGCAUCCUGCACAGUGGUGUUGAGAGUGUAUCGCAAAGUGCGCGUGUGCCUGCAUCAGCAGAAAAAAAAGAAUAAUAAAGACAACUCAAAUUUCGGAACGACUAGUUCCGGUGUGCAAAUUUCGCUGUCCAGAAAACAAAGGUCUUUCCGACAGUAAACCAACCAUUCCGGUAUCAAAACUGAGGCCAUGUCAGAAGCGGUCGUCAUGAAUCGGGUCUUUCGAUACUUUAUGAAAUUCCACGGCUACUUCAUUGCAUUCUGUACCAUCUUCUUCACGUCGGUGAUCAUCGUGACCUCAUUUAUGGGCCGCAGCAUACACGAAGAACCGUUCAUUAUUGAGGAGGAAUAUGAACCAGUGCAAAGAUAUCCGGUGUUGAUCCAGGUAGAAUCAAUGCUGUGGCUGUGUGCAUCUGUGAUAUUAGCCAUCGGAUUGUAUAAGGAGAACAAAACAUUCCUUACCCCGUUUCUGGCGCUGUUCAUCAUCGAUGGGGCGGUUGUGAUUGUGCAGGAAAUCGUGAAUCUCUGCACCGGACGGGAAUCCGAACUGGCUACCAUCGAAACUCGCCAGCUGGUGGUGAUGAUACUGGUCAACGUGUACGUGUUGGUCAGUCUGAUAGUGUUGUACCGGAUGUUCGCCAAGGGACCGCUGCCGGCCUCCCAGAACAGCUUUGUCCGGUUCGACAACGAGCGGGACGUGGAAGCCCAAACACAGGCCACCGCACCGGGCCACAUUCAGACCUACCAGAGUCAAACCCCGCAGCCACAGCCGCAGCUAAGCUCACAACAACUGCAGCAAAAUCGAAGCUAGUGUCGUUGUUCGACUAGGUCUUAUUUAUAGACGGUAGGUAUGGUAUUAGUAGCUGCACCCUUCGGGUGUAAUGUGGCUAACAGCUAGGGCAUAGUCAAUUCCCUAUCAUUUAAUAUCAUUAUUUUUAUAAUUAUUAUAACACUGUUGUUGUGCGUAAGUGAUCUAUGACUGUAUAUGUAUAUAGCGACAAUGAAAAAAAAAAGAAAAAAAGAAAAUCGUUGAAGGAAAACAGAA
Wyeomyia smithii (pitcher-plant mosquito) is the source of this 1091-nucleotide messenger RNA. RefSeq lists its product as uncharacterized. NCBI's taxonomy places the organism in Eukaryota, Metazoa, Arthropoda, Insecta, Diptera, Culicidae. Bases 237 to 857 code for a protein of 206 amino acids. The transcript is spliced from 4 exons. The record is from RefSeq and is a predicted model, not a curated record.